AUGAUCGCACAAUUUACCGGCCGGAACCAACGAGCAUGGGAUAAAAUGCUGCCUGAGUUGCAAUUUGCCGUCAAUACCGCACACCACGAAUCAACCGGGUAUACNCCCGCUUUCCUUAAUUAUGGCCAAGAGCUGAGGGCCCCGGGAUCCCCCCAUACUGGCGGAAUAAAUCGUCCUCCCAAUUUCUCAAAACGGCUCGAGCAACUAGAAGCCGCACGCGAACUGGCCCGAAUAAACACCGCCCGGGCAUUUCAAAAGCAAGCGUCACAGUACGACCUGCGGCGACGAGCAUGGAGACCAAAAAUCGGGGAAAAGGUUAACAUCAAAACUCACGAACUCUCGGACAAAGCCCAGUAUAUUGCCGCCAAAUUAUCACCGAAAUAUAAGGGACCGUUCACAGUUACGCGCAUAGUCUCGCCGGUAAUCGUAGACCUUCGCGGUGAAAACGGUAAAUACGCACGACACAUUCACGUGAGUCAACUGAAGGAAUUUGGAGAAAACAUGCAAAAAAGGAAUUUAAACAACCCCACUCCAGACGCAAACCGAGCCGACGAGGCAGAGUAA
Pseudomyrmex gracilis is the source of this 564-nucleotide messenger RNA. RefSeq lists its product as uncharacterized. Gene Ontology annotation, molecular function: nucleic acid binding. Bases 1 to 564 code for a protein of 187 amino acids. The transcript has a single exon. The record is from RefSeq and is a predicted model, not a curated record. NCBI's taxonomy places the organism in Eukaryota, Metazoa, Arthropoda, Insecta, Hymenoptera, Formicidae.